AUGCUCUCCCGUUUCGUAUUUCCACUAGAUCCCGGUACCGGUGAACCAGGUGAAACGGCAAAGGAGUCACUCAAUUUGAAUGUGCUGCCGUUUGCCUCGCCGAUCGCAACACAACUUCAGUCGAGUCCAAGCAACCAGAUCAAUGGUGACCUUAAACCGACCACCGUUCUGGUUGGGAUACUGCAGUUGGAAUUGCCAAACGAUAGAACAGUCCGUAUUCCGGUCAGUGUGAAGGCUGACGAGCUCAAAAGGUGUUUGGCCAGCUUGGGGACUAGUGUGAACACUCUUCUAGCAUCCAACCAGGAGCGAAUGGGUGAUGCGAAAAAUGAAACAGUCCCUACUUCACCCCAAAAGUCCGAGUCUGAUGCGUAUCACCAUUCUCAAGAAUCAGCGCUCAAAGUCGCUAAGGAUCAACAGAUUUUCGUGCCAAAAUCCCUACCUUGUUCAGCGUCCUCUCCCCUCACGGACUCAGUUGCAAUCAGUACACGAACGCAAGAGGAGCUGCAAGCGGCCAGAAUUAUUUUGUCUUUGGCGAACUCGGGAGCAGUGCCUUUGGACCAUCAACAACGACAACAUGAACAGGACAAGCCGCAGAGCAGCGAAUUGGGCGAGACUAUCUCUGUUGAACACUGUGAUGAUGCACCCUCUUCCGUUCUUUCGAGCAUCACACAAGGACAGCAGCAAAACGUCCACGCACCCAUCACGUUUUCUCGGAGUUGCUCUCAGAGCGGAUGCAAUAACGGCAUGGGAAAGACUGUCGACAGUGAUCCGUCGAACCUUGUGGCAUUUUCUACCGGUCCUUUCAAUGCUUCCAGGCCAAGGUGGCCAAACGAAUCCCCCACGACUGCUCCUCGUUCAUCACUCAGCCGCAGUGCAGAUCCCCUAACCUGCCAACAACAGAAGCAACAGUCCGAAAUCAAACCGCACAGCGACCCAAAAACACCCCAUACACAGGAGAUUCCAAAUCAAACCACCAGCCCGACAAGUCCAAUGGGGUCAAUCAAGUACCGCAAACAACACGGGACGAUUCGCCCGCCUCCAAAGAAACGUCUCUCGGUGCAUUAUCAACGAACACCUAGUGUUGCGUCUCCAGUGGUGGUGGUCUCAGGUAGGUGUCGUUACCGAGCAACUUGA
This is a messenger RNA of Opisthorchis viverrini, 1134 nucleotides long. RefSeq lists its product as hypothetical. The coding region runs from base 1 to 1134 and encodes 377 amino acids. The transcript is spliced from 4 exons. Lineage: Eukaryota; Metazoa; Platyhelminthes; Trematoda; Opisthorchiida; Opisthorchiidae. The record is from RefSeq and is a predicted model, not a curated record.